Molecule: messenger RNA, 3654 nt
Organism: Ectocarpus sp. CCAP 1310/34
Lineage: Eukaryota; Phaeophyceae; Ectocarpales; Ectocarpaceae
Source: the annotation of a GenBank genome assembly
CAUCCACAAGCAGCACAGGGCGCGCCGUGUCCGACGGUUCGACGGGACGAAAGACAGCUGGGGUACUGCUGUUUUCCUGCGACCCUUGUCGUUAUGGUUGAGAGCUUACUGCAGUACAUUCUCAAAGUUGCAGCAGGCGCAGCUGGAGCUCUGCUCCUUCUGCUGUCCUCCUUGGUAGCAGUAGCCCUCGUGUCGGAUGCAGUAGCAAGACGACGCAGGCGGGGCAGGGGAGAAGGCGAAGGGAGGUCGGCAGUCUACGCGGGCCGUGUGUGGCAUGCGAGGUUCAAGCCGACGGCGCACCGCUUCUCGUACCCAAUUUUCUAUUGCCUCGUCGACCUCGACGAGCUGGACAUCGCGUUUCCAUGGUACGUUUGGCCGGUGGGCUCGGCCCGGCUCCCGGCGCUCUCGAGAUUCCGGUCCGCAGACCACCUGAAGGGGAGGGGAGCCGCCACACCGGUGGUUGCGGCGGGUGGUGGGGGUGGUGAUGACGAAAGCAGCAGCGCAGCGGCAGGGGGGCCCGUCGAUGCUGCGGGAGAUGGGGCGGGGGGGAACGAAGGGGGCCGAGGGGCGUCCGGCCGAGGGGCGUCCGGCCUGUCCAGGGCGACUGCUAUGGCGGCGACAUCUUCUUCACCGCUGUUGUCGAGCCUCGCCGACAGGGUUAGGGACAUCGUCGAGGAGGUUACAGGGGCUCGACCCACGGGCCGAGUGCAGCUCCUGACGCACCUGGCGUACCUUGGCUAUUGCUUCAACCCGGUUUCGUUCUACUACUGCCUCGACAAGACGGAGAGGGAAAUCGAGACAGUGGUGGCGGAGGUGAGCAACACUCCCUGGGGAGAGAUGCACUGCUACGUCCUCAACCCGAAGACGAAAGGGGUCCAAGUUAUCGUCAAAGACAAGAGUGAAAACAUCGACAGCAACACCAGCAAGAGGGGCACAAAAGAAAUAACUCGAUACAGGUUCGAGAAGAACUUUCACGUGUCGCCGUUCAUGAGCAUGAAGCACACGUACGACUGGAAGUUCACGGCUCCUGACGCAAGUCCCGGCAGCGGCCUGAUGGCGCAGACCACCCUGCUAGAGUCCGGCAGCGGCAAGAUCUUCUUUGACGCUAAGCUUGUCCUGAGAAGGCAACCUUGCUUUUCCGCUGCGGCGUUGUGCUGGCACAUGACGGCGUAUCCGCUGUACACGGUUUGGGUGCAGGUUCUCAUUCACUACCAGGCAUUUCGGCUGUGGUGGAAACAGGUUCCGUUCUUCCCGCACCCAGAGGGCGCAGAGACGGCUGCGUCGAAGCUUGUGGCGGUCGUCAUGACACCACUAUUCAACGCACAGGAGGCAUGGGACAGGCGAAAACGGAGACGGCAGAGCGGCUCAACGUGUGGUAGUGAUAGCGACGAUGGUCGUGGGGCUGCUAGUGGUUGUGAAAAGGCGAAAACCGCCUGAGCGCACAACGGACACCCGAAGAUCGCUUUUUGAGGGCGAAAACGGCGGUGAUUUAUUUAUGUUAACAGGCAUGUCGGAAAUACGAACGCAGUGGCAGGCGUGUUUUUGUUGACAAUUGUUGAGAGGGUCCCACGAGAUUCUGCAACAGCGAUGUAUGCUCGUAGAUGAGCCAUUCUCCGGUUUGGGCGGUGCUGCCCGUUAGUGUUGUAAAUAGGGAGGAGACACGGGAGUCUGGUGGGUCUGUGGGAGUAAACAAUGACCUCGCACCUGUUCGUUUUAGACGCAAAAGUGUUCUGGCCUUCAUGAGCAUGUGCGAGAGACGGCAGCCGCUGCCGCGUGCUACAUAUACACAGUGCCAUCCGGGGAUUGGGUGGAUUUGUGUGGAAGAAUUUUGUAGGGACUGGUUCCGACAAGGCAACUUUCCGACAAGAAUUUUUUUUUGUUUUCAGCUCCAAAUGAAGGCCGGUCUUCUGCAAGCAUGAAGUGUCAUCUUGCAGGCAUGGGCUUGAUCGAGGCCCGAAUUAUGCGUUCGUGUUAAUGGAUUGCAUUGUAUUCCCUCGUGGUAGCGGCAGGUCGCUGGCCUUACUCACCGUGAUGAAAACCCACGUAUGUUUUGAGAAAAUGCGCAACAUGAGAGGAGUGCCCACGUUCGUCACAGCAUGGUGAAACUGACGUGGAUUGAUUGGGUCAGCAUGAUGAGAAACUGUGCGAUACCCCGCCAGAAUCAUGUCUCUGUUGCUCUCAUGCCCGAGACGCACUACAGAUGCUGCUGUGGACCAAGAGGCAGUCGGAAGGUCGGAACGAACGGUGGUUUGUGGUGGGAGCUGCGUAGCUUCGCCGGUUGCCAUCGUUCAUUUGCUGGAUCUCGAUCUCAAAUCUUCCUUGAACAAUUCACAGGCUCCGCCCGCGCAUACGUACUUGGGGAGGAGGUGGCGAGAACUUCCCAUGAAUUUGUCAAGCGCGAACGUGCUCCUAAGACGAACACACUUCCGCGUAUUGUUCGGCGGCGAGCCAGCUACAUCAUCCCCGCAGCUAUGUCGGCAUGCAACCCUUCUGAAUCAAUCCCCUAACACGCUUCUUACGCUUCCGAUAUCGAAUCGUCUCUCUCCACCUUCUAAGUUGGCCUCUCCUCGCCCCAUUCCGCACCACAGCCGCCAUCUUGUGCCGGGUGUCUUGCUGUCUGUCCGUCUUUCAAACUUCCGUAAUUCCAUUCUAAUCUACUGCAACGUAGGCCCUCUGGACAAGUCGUUGUGACCGCGUUUCCCUCUUGAUUCCCUCCCCCCCGUAUGUACCCAUCCACCUUGACCCGUGUACGUGCUUCGUGAUUCGGACUCGUAAGAAGGCGAGGGAUGGUGGAAAGUGCACGACCGCGCCGCAAGGUACCGAAUGGGCAAACAAGCACGUCCCCUCCCUUUGCGCUGGCACUUUCCCCCCUGUUCCCAGCAGUACUUCGGUGUAACGUAACGAACAUUCAGCCGCCGGAAAACCCUUCGUUCCAUUCGUCUUUGCGUCCGUCUCGGAAGUCCAUCCUCCGCCCUCCUACCCGACGAUCUUCCCGUCAGACAAGGCGUCAUAGCAUGCAAUGAGGCCUGUUGUUGAAAACACUAUGUAAUCUACGACGGCAUCCACCCACCUUAUUCGUGCUGUUUUGGUUGGUUGCACUUGCGUAUCGUCCUUUCUGUCAGGCAGUUGUUUCUCCAGUCGCUGCGCUAAAGCUGCCCAUCUACGAAGUCCAGACCUUUGCCCCUGAAACCGGGCACAGCAGUACCAGUGGCAAGCACAGAAGGCCCGUCGCGCGCUCGGCGAUUUCAUCUAUUAGUCUAGUUGCUUGUUUUUCAGCCACCACCACACCCCUCGCCCGGUCUUCUCAGUUAUUCGACUACUCCGGAAUAUGUGAGGACGCCCACACCCUCAAUCUUGGCACGCGUCACCUCUGCCCACCCCCCGCUAGGGUGAAAUGCAUUUUUGUGGGGUACACGCAAGGCGCCGCCGUAUCCGGUGCUCCUCUAAGUAGGGUAACAACGGCCGUGAUACAGUAGUAUCAAGUGUGUCCCACGAAACAACGAACUGCUCACGGUGAGCCAAUCCCUCUGCCCCCCACCAACACAAGAAGAACAAAUGUGGUGCAAUCUACCAGUGUACCAGUGUACGGCCGAUAGCAACGGCCAUGGUAGAAUCAAACUGCGUCCCCUGAAACAAGGAACAGAAGAACCCCCC